This is a messenger RNA of Medicago truncatula (barrel medic), 2173 nucleotides long. Its product is annotated as DEAD-box ATP-dependent RNA helicase 27. NCBI's taxonomy places the organism in Eukaryota, Viridiplantae, Streptophyta, Magnoliopsida, Fabales, Fabaceae. The record is from RefSeq and is a predicted model, not a curated record. The coding region runs from base 126 to 1799 and encodes 557 amino acids. Gene Ontology annotation, molecular function: nucleic acid binding; ATP binding; RNA helicase activity. The transcript is spliced from 12 exons.
UAGCAGAAGUUCAAUAUUAGGGUUUAACACACACACACCGCAGCUAGACACUGUUUCACAAAAACCACAGCACAACCAGAACCAGCAGCUUCAUUGCUUCACCAAUUCCAAAACCAAAACCAAUCAUGGCCGAAUCCGACGACGACCACCACACCUCACCGGAAAACCAAAUCAACGACAGUUACAAGAAGAAGAAUAAGAAGCUUCGCAAGAGAAAAAGAUCUCGUAAAUUGGAACAAGAACUUGAAAAACAACAAAAGGAGAAGAAUAAUGAAAACACAGAAUCUGAAGAUGAAGAAGAAGAGAAUAACGAUAAAGACGGCAACGACGUAGUCGAAGAAGUAGAAGAGAAGAAAGUUGAAAAUGUUUUGCCUUCUGGAAUUCUGAGUACUGAGUCUUUUUCGUCUCUAGGGUUAUCUGAACGUACUUCUCAGGCUAUUGCUGCUAUGAGUUUUACCCAUAUGACUCAGAUUCAAGCGAAAUCGAUUCCGCCACUAUUGAUGGGAAAGGAUGUUCUUGGUGCUGCUAGGACGGGUUCUGGUAAAACACUUGCAUUUUUAAUUCCAGCUGUGGAAUUGUUGUACAAUGUGCAAUUUACACCUCGUAAUGGAACUGGUGUUAUCGUCAUUUGUCCAACUAGAGAGCUUGCCAUUCAGACACACGCUGUGGCAAGUGAACUAAUGAAAGGUUAUCAUUCGCAAACUCUUGGAAAGGUUAUUGGUGGUGUGGGUAGAAAGGGAGAAGCUGAGCGCAUUGUUAAAGGAGUAAAUCUGUUGAUUGCAACGCCUGGUCGUCUUCUUGACCACCUUCAGAAUACAAAAGGAUUCAUAUAUAAAAACUUGAAGUGUCUCAUGAUUGAUGAAGCAGACAGGAUAUUGGAAUCAAACUUCGAGGAGGAAAUGAAGCAGAUCCUUAAUAUACUUCCAAAGAAAAGGCAAACAGCUUUGUUUUCAGCCACACAAACAAAGAAGGUUGAGGAUCUUGCCCGCUUGUCUUUUCAGACACCUCCUGUCUAUGUUGAUGUAGAUAUUGGGAGAGAAAAGGUCACUGUUGAAGGGUUGGAACAGGGUUAUGUUGUUGUUCCCUGUGCCAAACGUUUUGUUGUUCUGUAUUCAUUCUUGAAGAGAUACCAAUCAAAAAAAGUGAUGGUGUUUUUCUCUUCAUGCAACUCUGUCAAAUUCCAUGCUGAUCUUCUUAAGUUCAUUGGAUUAGACUGUUUAAAUAUUCAUGGAAAACAAAAGCAGAAUUCCCGGACAAGUACCUUCUUCAAUUUUUGCAAAGCAGAAAAAGGGAUAUUGCUCUGUACUGAUGUUGCUGCUCGUGGACUUGACAUACCUGCUGUGGACUGGAUUGUGCAGUUUGAUCCACCUGAUGAACCAAAGGAAUAUAUUCAUAGAGUUGGUAGAACAGCUCGUGGAGAAGGUGGAAAAGGAAAUGCUUUACUUUUCCUGAUUCCUGAAGAAUUGCAAUUUCUUCGCUACUUGAAGGCAGCAAAGGUUCCUGUGAAAGAGUAUGCAUUUGAUGAUAAAAAGCUUUCAAAUGUACAAUCUCAACUGGAGAAGAUGGUGGCCAGCGUUUAUCAUUUGAACACUCUGGCCAAAGAAGCUUAUAGGUCAUAUAUAUUGGCAUAUAAUGCACAUUCUAUGAAGGAAAUAUUCAAUGUUCACCGCCUUGAUUUACAGGCUGUUGCUACUUCAUUCUGUUUUACAAACCCACCGAAGAUAAGUCUGAACAUAGACAGCAGCGCUUCGAAGCAUAGGAAGAAAAUUCAAAAAGUGGAAGGAGGAAGAAGACAUUGAUUAGGCGACAACAAUCCUUAUAGAAAAGAUACACAGACUAUAAGCGGCUACUCAUGAAGCAUUGUUUGCAGGAGACAUGGAUGGGAUUCUCAUCUUCCUCCUACAACCCCCACACCCCCCACCCCAAAGUUUUGGCAUGAAUCCCAUUUUUACAUAGUGAGAUAGAUUUUGCAACUUUGUCAAACAUUAAAUUAAGUUGAUUAGAAGUUUAAGACUGGAAUGUGUUAUGUGCAAUUUUGAACUGUAACAUUGUUCGACCCGAUUAUUUGUUUCUGAUCCUGCAUUUCCAAUGUUAGAUUAUUUGUUAUUGUAAGUUCUAUCACCAACUUUCAAAUGAAGCUUUUGAAAAGCAACACCAAUACUCAGUUCAGCCA